Pseudomassariella vexata is the source of this 741-nucleotide messenger RNA. RefSeq lists its product as uncharacterized. The record is from RefSeq and is a predicted model, not a curated record. NCBI's taxonomy places the organism in Eukaryota, Fungi, Ascomycota, Sordariomycetes, Amphisphaeriales, Pseudomassariaceae. The transcript has 3 exons. Bases 54 to 602 code for a protein of 182 amino acids.
GGACACUGUCGGUAGGGCACGACGGCACAGAGCUGUACGAACGACUGGAUAACAUGGAGCAGGAUUCGGCAACCAAUGAAGCAAGGGAUGAGAACGGUACCUCCGAAACGAAAAAAAAAAGAAAAAAAAAUCCCGAAAAGGGCAUAUACCAAGCAUGGCGCUUUCUAGACAAGCUUUCUAGGAAAUCCUCCACCGCCACCGUCCUUGGCAGUAGUGGGUGGGGACAGGCGGCGCUGUAUGGUCUUGACGCGACGGCAGUAGUAUCCAUAAGAUCUUUUACCAAUCCUACCUGUGGUCGCGAUGAAAAUAGCUCACCAGUCAACUCCUUUACAGCUGAGAAAGGUCCGCAACUCCACCUAGAAGAUACGUUGAACUACACCACAUACGACUCGACUAUCGCUGACUUUGAGACGCAACUCCAGCGUCUCGCGAGCUGGGACCGCGGAGUGGCCGUCGACGUGUUGCAUAUGCAGCUACUGGCACACAAAUGGGGUACAGACCACUCUACUAUAUACGUUAUGCAUCUAGGCUCUGGGCCGUGGCAUCAAGCCGUACCAUUGCCCAUUGACGAGCGACGGGUAGGGUUGCCAGAGACGGGUUGAGCAAUGACGCUCUAGCACACGGUUCUGAGCAUAUAGCACCCUAGACUCGUGGUUACGCACUCCAGGUCUGUCAUGCGCAUUCUAAAGUACCGUCCCACCCAAGCUGGUUAUUGCAUCAAAUCGGCUGGGGAUUCGAGAU